This is a messenger RNA of Linnemannia hyalina, 1407 nucleotides long. The record is from the annotation of a GenBank genome assembly. Lineage: Eukaryota; Fungi; Mortierellomycota; Mortierellomycetes; Mortierellales; Mortierellaceae.
AUGUCCUCAAAGCGCAAACGCUCUUCUGCCACCUCGGCCUCUGCCAAGGCCACCUCCGCAAGCAACAACGACGCGUCGAUCCACAAGCAGCCUCGCAUCACUCAAAAGGCCUCCUCAACAAAAGAAGCCAGAAGACGCAAGGAAUCUCGCUCAGACGAAGAUGACGACGACGACAAUGAGGACAACAAUGACCGUCAGGAUGACCGCAAGAACAGACACGAUUCCUCUUCCAACAAUAACAACAACACCAGCGAUAAUGAGCGCGAACAGGUCCGUUCCAAGGGCGUCAGCAAGAGCAGCUCGUCCUCACGGAAAGAAAAGUCAUCAGCAGCAACAGCAUCAGCAACCAAUGCCGAUCCUUCCGAGAGCAGUGCAGACAGCUCCCAGUCAACGACACCAAAGUACAGCUACCCAAUCAACCCCCCACCUGUCGGACGGCCUGUGCGGAUCUAUUGCGACGGUAUUUACGACCUCUUCCACUUUGGACACGCCAAGGCCCUUGAGCAGGCCAAGAAGGCCUUCCCAGACGUCCACUUGCUUGUUGGAGUGUGCGAUGACCACAUGACUCACAGCCACAAGGGCAAGACUGUCAUGACCGACAAGGAGAGAUACGAGAGUGUACGCCAUUGCAAGUGGGUCGACGAGGUGGUUGAGAGUGCGCCCUGGUUCGUUGACCAGGCUUUCUUGGACAAGCACAAGAUUGACUAUGUUGCUCACGACGACAUUCCAUACAAGUCUGUCGACAGUGACGACGUCUAUGCCUUCGUCAAGAAACAGGGUUGCUUCUUGCCUACGCAGCGAACAGACGGUGUCUCGACAUCCGACCUUAUCACAAGAAUCAUUUUCGACUACGACAAGUACCUCAGAAGAAACUUGGAGAGAGGCAUUGACCGCAAAGAUCUUGGAAUUGGAUUUUUCAAGGAGCAAGAGGUCAAGCUGAAAAAGUCAGCACAGGACAUUCGUGCUUCGAUCCGUCAAAACUGGCACGGAACCAAGGACGAGCUCAAGACUGAGAUCGCUGUCCUCAGAAACGAGCUCAAGCAGACGAUGAGCAUGUGGGAGGACAAGUCACAAGAGUUCAUCAGGGACUUUUCAAGACUCUUUGGUGCUGACAGUGUUGUCAACAAGAUCUUUAGAGGACGUCGUCACGGAAACAACCUGAUCACUGACGGAAGCAUGUCCAGCCCAUCUAACACUUCGUCGAGAAUGGCCUCGCCCGAUUCGAGAGACGGAUCAGGAGAUGAGGACGGAUCCAGGAGCCCCCUGAGCAGGAGUCGGGCGUUCUUUGGCUUUGGUCGGGGUAGCGGCAGUGGCAGCGGUAGCGGCGUGAGCAUGCAGCGGAGUCGGUCUAAUAGCUCGUUGGAUUCUUAUGAUGACCAAAGUCCUCGAUCUGAAUCGGAGGAAUGA